Molecule: messenger RNA, 2530 nt
Organism: Equus quagga
Lineage: Eukaryota; Metazoa; Chordata; Mammalia; Perissodactyla; Equidae
Product: BTB/POZ domain-containing protein KCTD18-like
Exons: 7
Coding region: 176-1423 (415 amino acids)
Biological process (GO): protein homooligomerization
Molecular function (GO): protein binding
Source: RefSeq, a predicted model, not a curated record
CCGAGAGCUGCCGAGGGGCUGAGGGGCCGGGGAGGCGCUCACUUCCGGGUCGGGCCCGGCGGCGUCCGGCGGCCGUGCCGAGGGCCGGGCGGGCCGCAGAGGGGGACCGGGACGGCCCUUGUUUUGCAGUUUCUGAAAGUCUUUCAAGACAGAAAUUCAGGUGUUGGUGGGAGUGAUGGAAGGUCACAAGGCAGAAGAAGAGGUGUUCGAUAUUCUUCGACUGAACGUGGGGGGCUCUAUUUAUACAGCCAGGCGUGAGUCCUUGUGCCGCUUUAAGGACUCGAUGCUGGCGUCCAUGUUCAGUGGUCGUUUUCCUCUAAAAACCGAUGAAUCAGGGGCUUGUGUUAUUGACCGAGAUGGACAUCUAUUUAAAUACCUUUUGGAUUAUCUUCAUGGAGAAGUUCACAUUCCCACAGAUGAGCAAACCCGCGUUGCUCUGCAGGAAGAGGCUGAUUACUUUGGCAUCCCUUAUCCGUACAGCCUGUCUGACCACUUGGCCAAUGAAAUGGAGACAUAUUCUUUAAGGUCAAAUAUAGAACUUAAAAAGGCUUUAACAGACUUCUGUGAUUCAUAUGGUUUAGUUUGCAAUAAACCAACAGUUUGGGUUCUGCACUAUCUUAACACAUCUGGUGCAAGCUGUGAGAGUAGAAUUAUUGGUGUAUAUUCCACAAAAACUGAUGGAACAGAUGCUAUUGAUAAGCAACUGGGAGGACGAAUUCACAGUAAAAGCAUUUUUAAAAGAGAGGCGGGAAAUAAUGUUCAGUACAUUUGGAGCUAUUAUUCAGUAGCAGAACUGAAGAAAAUGAUGGAUGCUUUUGAUGCCUGGGAAGGAAAAGGUGUUAGCUACUGGCGGGUGCCUCAUGAGCUGAUAGAAUGUUGGACUCUGGAAGAGCGGCCUUUACUUGGAAGCCUGCGUCACAUGGCCCCAAUUCGAAAGAGGCGACUGGUAGAGUUCAAUGAAGAGGAAGAAGGUGUGAACUGUAAGACUGGUCCUAAGCCAGUCAGAUUUGUGGGCCCUUCCACCAGCACCCAAAUUAAAGUCAAGAACUCGGCUUCCGUCCGGGUGUCUCCGGCCCGAGCGCCCCAGGCCUGGUCCCGGGCGCCGGUGAGCCGGGCUCCGGGCGGGAAGGCAGCGCCGCGCCCUGCGCCCUCCGCAGCCCCGGCCCCGGCGGGCACUGGGGGGCCCGGGCAUUCCCAGGCUUCCUGCGGGUCCGCGAGUGCUGAGAAUGGAGCCACGCAUCCACCUCCAGCCAAGGUUCUGCUCGCGGACAAGAAGGGCACCCCGCACCGAGUGAUCAAGCUGAAGCGGACCCCGCUGAGCACCGCCGGCACAGCAGCCCGGCCCGCGGGGCCCCCGCCACCCCCCGGAGCCCCCAGCGCCUUGGGCGUGCGGACUGAAAACGGGCAGGACAAGACUGGCUGAUGGUGACGGCGGACUCAGGACGCCCGGUUCGCCUCCCGAGCUCCCGCCCGCGUGUUCUCCGUGCCGGAGAGCUGUGGCCUCCGGUCCUCGUUAGGGUCGUCCCGGGAAAGGGAACCGGCGGGCAGGAGUGGAGCAGGGAGACUUGAAGUGGCUGGGCCUAUGUUUACUGCUCAUUCUCCCAACUUUUAAAUGAUUAUUUGUCUAGGGGACAUUUUGAAUUUCAGGUUUGUUUUCUUUUAAUGGUUCGUUGGUAUUAAGACAACAGAACAGCACAGCGGUCACCACUGGAGAAGUCCACUUUGUUGCUGAAAUAAUUACAGACUUUAGGCCCUUCGGUAACGUCACUCGCUGCAGCCCAGGGCCGGGAGUGGGGUUUGGGCCCUGGUACCCGGUCUGGUGAGGGGAGGGUGAGGUGGGCGCUCUCCCGCGGCCAGACUGAUGGCAGAGAAGGAAGCUCAGGGCGAACUCCCCACACGCGCCUCCCAGGCUCCAAGGCCCGGAGGAAGAGGCUGGGAGCACCCGCACGGUGAUGGAGAGCGCACUUUGACUCUCACUCCAUUGGACUGUUUUCUCUCCUGGAUUGGCUUUUCUCGCUUUUCCCUUAGCAGAUUUAUUUAUACAUCACAAGAAGAUUUCUUGGGUUAAGAACUAUAUAACAUGUCUUUGGGAAGAAUUAUUGAACUAUUUUAAUUUGAAUAGCGAAGUUUUGAAAGUAUUCUGAAAAAGAGAAGUUAAAAGUUUAACUUUUUAACUAAAGUUAAUAUUUGCUUUUUAGAAAUGACCAUUGAAGAGUCAUUCUGAUUAUACAAUAUGAUUUUUUAUGCGUAAAUUUCCACAUAACUUGAAUUUAAUAUUUUUAAACAAAACAUUUUGAUUACUCCUCUAUUUUUCCACAACUAUUCAGUUGUAUGUGUUUACUGUUACGUGUUAUGUUUUAUAAUUGGAUCACAUAUUUUCUACCUUCAGAAAGCAGUAUGCCUUCAGUGUGUUAAAAGUAAGUUCAUAAAGCAGGGUACUUUUUAUUCAAUGCCUAUCAUUGUACUUGCAUUGCUUUGAAAGAGUAAAGCAAAUAUACUCAAAACAUUACUUUUUACAAAAUAAAGUAAA